Molecule: messenger RNA, 1345 nt
Organism: Stegodyphus dumicola
Lineage: Eukaryota; Metazoa; Arthropoda; Arachnida; Araneae; Eresidae
Gene: CHMP2B
Product: Charged multivesicular body protein 2b
Biological process (GO): vacuolar transport
Source: RefSeq, a predicted model, not a curated record
UAGUCAGUAAACAUUGCAUAAUUACAGUGACAGAAUGUCAUCAAUAUCAUGUGAAUAAAAUUUUGUAAAUUUUUCUGAAGCAAAUUACAUUUUUCGUUUGUUUUCAAUUCGUUUUGUUGACUCUUUUUAUAAAAUGAGUUUUUUCUCGAAAAAACAAACUCCUGCAGAGCUUAUGCGGGAACAAAAUAAGAUAUUACGUCGUGCUCAGCGUGAUGUAGAGAAAGAUAGGCGAGAUUUAGAAAGGCAAGAAAAGCAGCUGGAAAUGGAAAUAAAAAAGGCAGCUAAACAAGGAAAUAAAGAGGUCUGUGCAGUUUUGGCAAAGAAUCUUAUUCAAGUCAGGAAGCAAAAAGCUAGAACAUACACUGCAUCUUCAAAAAUACAGUCUAUUGGUUCUCAAACUAAGAGUAUGCAUUCCAGUUCAAAACUUGCAAAUACUAUGGCAACUACUACUAAGACUAUGGGUGCAGUAAAUAGAGAAAUGAAUCCUCAAGGCAUAAUGAAAACAAUGCAAGAUUUUGAAAAGGAGUCAAUGAAAAUGGGCAUGACAGAAGAAAUAGUUGAAGACAGCUUAAAUGCAGUCUUGGAUGAAUCUGGAGAUGAAGAAGAACAGGAUGCAGUUGUCAACCAAGUGUUAGAUGAAAUUGGCAUUGAAAUUUCUGGGAAGAUGGCUGAAGCUCCUUCUGCUCAUAGAGGUGAACUAGGUGAAAGCAGCAAAAUAAAAUUCCCCACAGAUGAAGAAUUGGAAAAGCAGUUAGCUCAAUUAAGAACAUAGAGGGAAAAGGUAUUUGCAGCUGUUGCCUUGUUUUUUGGACAGUAUUGCAUAUUAAAUUUCAUGAAAAAAAUAACAGCAUUUUCAAGACUUUUAUAUGUAUUCUUUAUUUCUGCAGUAGCAGACCUUUCUGUACAAUAGGGAUGCAGUAUCAAACAAAAUAAUUUUUCUAAUAAACUUGUGAGAAAUGUUAUGUAUAAAAAACACUUUUAACAGCUGAAGGAAUUUCUAAGCUUGCUUAUGCUUAAUUUUUUAUUUAAGAUGUGUGAGAAUUUUAUGAAUUCUCUGAAGUACUUAAUGGCAUGUAACUGUGCUUAACCAAGAAAAUGUUCGUUAAACUUUUGCUGUAAACAUGUUCUGUAAAUUCCAGAAGUUAUAACUCUUCAUGAUAUUUUAAAUAUUUAAGAUUUAAAUCAUUUUAGAUUUUUUGUGAAUAUUAAAAUAUGUUGCUGGUGUACUUGGAAGUAUUUCAGAUGUACUAAAUCUUCAUUUCAUUUGUAAUUUGAAUACGAAUAAAUCUUGCCAUAUAAUAUCAAAUUUUUCAUGUCAUUAAAAUAAAAGUAUUUUUGCUGUUGA